Messenger RNA from Clarias gariepinus (North African catfish), 1190 nucleotides. RefSeq names its product RAD1 homolog (S. pombe) (gene rad1). Gene Ontology annotation, cellular component: nucleus; checkpoint clamp complex. Lineage: Eukaryota; Metazoa; Chordata; Actinopteri; Siluriformes; Clariidae. Gene Ontology annotation, biological process: DNA repair; DNA damage checkpoint signaling. The record is from RefSeq and is a predicted model, not a curated record. The coding region runs from base 107 to 946 and encodes 279 amino acids. The transcript has 6 exons. Gene Ontology annotation, molecular function: 3'-5' exonuclease activity.
CGGUGAGCCACCUGACAAGAAGGUCAAAGAAGAAGAAAAUAGGAGCGAAAUGCUACAUAAUACUUGUAUGCAGCUGUGUUUAGUAGAUACUUGAUGGUUGAGAAGUAUGCCUCUGUCCACUCAGUCCCAGUCAGGAAGUGAUGAUUAUGUCCUUGUAGCUAGUCUGGAUAAUGUAAGGAACCUUUCCAACAUCCUGAAAGCCAUAUCAUUUAAAGACCAUGCAAUAUUCAAUGCAACACAGAACGGACUGAAAGUUACUGUAGAAGAGUCCAAGUGUCUUCAGGCAAAUGCCUUCAUACAGGCGGAGAUAUUUCAAGAAUUCACUCUGAAGGAGGAUGUAGUUGGGUUUCAGGUGAACCUCACGGUGCUGCUGGAUUGCCUCACCAUCUUUGGGGGAAGCACAGUGCCAGGAGUAAGCACGGCUCUGAGAAUGUGCUACAAUGGCUACGGAUACCCGUUAACCCUGUUUCUGGAGGAGGGAGGAGUGGUAACCGUUUGCAAGAUUAACACUCAGGAGCCAGAGGAACCUUUAGAUUUUGAUUUCUGCAGCACCAAUGUCACCAACAAGGUGAUCCUGCAAUCAGACAGCCUGAAAGAGGCGUUUUCAGAGCUAGACAUGACCAGUGAGAUCCUGCAGCUAACGAUGUCACCAAGUCAGCCCUAUUUCAGACUGUCUACAUAUGGAAAUUCAGGAAAUGCCCAUUAUGACUAUCCCAAAGACUCAGACAUGAUGGAACUGUUCCAGUGCACUACCACACAGACCAACAGGUACAAGAUGUCACUAUUAAAACCCUCCACUAAGGCCCUGGCUCUGUCCUGCAAGGUGUCCGUGAGGACAGAUACUCGAGGUUUCCUUUCAUUACAGUAUCUUGUACGGAACGAUGAUGGACAGAUUUGCUUUGUUGAAUAUUAUUGUUGUCCUGAUGAAGAGGUUGAUGAAGAAUAGAGGACCAUGAAGAACCAUAUGGGGUGAUUGUCAGAACUGUUUUUUUCCCCCCUGUGUGAACUGGGAUGCUACAGAUCAAGUUGUUCGUUGUGUUGAUUUUCAGGGCCAUAGCUUUUAAAGAUUCUGUGGUUUGUUGUAUAUUGUAUAUUUAAUAUGGUUGUAACUUACUGUGUAAUAGUACAAGUAAUAUUUUUGUAAUUUAGUACUAUAUGAAUAAAUAAUGACAAUUAUUCAUUAAGUUUGG